Messenger RNA from Drosophila biarmipes, 862 nucleotides. RefSeq names its product HEAT repeat-containing protein 1 homolog. Gene Ontology annotation, biological process: positive regulation of transcription by RNA polymerase I; maturation of SSU-rRNA from tricistronic rRNA transcript (SSU-rRNA, 5.8S rRNA, LSU-rRNA). The record is from RefSeq and is a predicted model, not a curated record. Bases 523 to 777 code for a protein of 84 amino acids. The transcript has 3 exons. Gene Ontology annotation, molecular function: snoRNA binding. Gene Ontology annotation, cellular component: 90S preribosome; t-UTP complex; small-subunit processome. Lineage: Eukaryota; Metazoa; Arthropoda; Insecta; Diptera; Drosophilidae.
UUUAACUUUUAAGUAUUUGUAAAUACAUCAAUAUACCUUUAGGUUUACGUUCAAGGGGCUUGCCUUGUUUACAGUUCAUUUGGAAGUUAUUUAAAGUUGAAGUAUCCAAGAAUAUUCGGUGCAGCUAGUCUUCAAAAAUUUAACCAUGACGGGCCCUCAGACAAUCGUAGUUUAUGGCUUGAUUGGCAUUCUGAUCAUAGUCAUAAUAAUCAUUUCUAUUAUUCUGAUCGUCGGACUGUAUAUUAAUGAUCCAAAUCGUAGCACAACUGCAAAUGUGACAACAACUGAGGAAGACUGGAAAACUUCUUGAGCGGAAGUAUUGCACGUGUACUUUUUUUCUGAAUUUGAAUUCUUUUGUUUUUCGUGAACAGAUUAAAAGUAUUAUAUAUAUCGGCAAAUUCGAUGUUUUACCAAAUAUGGACAGUAAUCAUGUGCCAUUAAGGGUGUGUGCUGGGCAAUGAUGCGCUGCAGCAAGUUCUCAGCAACAGCAUCGCCCAGCUGGCGGCGGCCACCAACGAUGUUAUGUGGAAGCAGCUCAACAGCCAAGUGCUCCUCAAGACCCGCACCCCAACGCCCGAAGUGCGGAUUUUGGCCUUCAACAGCUGCGUGGCUAUCGCCCGCAAGCUGGGAGAGAGUUACGCACCCCUUCUGCCGGAGACAGUUCCCUUCAUCGCCGAACUGCUGGAGGAUGAGCACCAGCGCGUGGAGAAGAACACGCGCAGUGCGGUGCAGGAGCUGGAGACCAUUCUUGGCGAGCCGGUGCAAAAGUAUCUGUAGUUAUGAAAGUGUUUAUAGCAACUAUAAAGUGUUAACUAUAUAUUAUUAUAUGAUCAAAUAAAAAUGUUCUUGUAAUUUUCAAAAA